This is a messenger RNA of Acanthochromis polyacanthus (spiny chromis), 1015 nucleotides long. Its product is annotated as gametocyte-specific factor 1-like. The record is from RefSeq and is a predicted model, not a curated record. The transcript is spliced from 7 exons. Lineage: Eukaryota; Metazoa; Chordata; Actinopteri; Pomacentridae. The coding region runs from base 161 to 688 and encodes 175 amino acids.
CAUGCAACCAUAGGACAACCGUAAAAGCAAAAUGUAAUGCGACCAAAAAUUAACUUUAAAUAACUCUCCCUUCACUUUCAAGCUGGGGUGCACAAAAAAGCAAUGGUUUGGAUUUUUUUGCUGACCAGCAGGACCGGUCCACAGUAAACCUCAGCUACACAUGGCGACUUACAGAUUUGGAACUCCCAGCAGUCCAAGCAGGAUGGCUUCAGCAGGGAGAGCACAUCCUGCAGAGGAAAGCGAUGUAACUGAUGACGGCGAUCCAAAUAGACUUCUGCAAUGUCCUUUUGACGAACACCACAAAAUCCGGGCCAGUCGCUUUCCUUUCCACAUUAUCAAGUGCAGGAAGAAUCAUCCAAAACUCGCCAGUGAGCUGAAGACCUGUCCUUUUAAUGCUCGUCACCUGGUCCCAAAGCAUGAGCUGGCACACCACACCGAGACCUGUGAGAACAGACCAUCUGAGGACAGUCAGGCCGCUGGAAGCUCGAAUGAACCUCAGUGGCAUGUCCCAGUGAGCACCAGGGUAAACCCGAACAUGACUGAGGAUUGGGAAGAAGAGGUCGACAAUGAUGCUGUUCCGUUCGUGUGGGGUGCCGACAUGACCUUUACCAAGGAACAAAAGUCAAAGGCCUCCAAAACGCUUAGUCCUAGAGCACCCAACACCCGUCCAUGGGACAAUAAGCAAUAACUUGCACUGACUGCAGAUCCAGAUGCAAGCUUAUUUUAAUCCCAUCAUGUAUAUGCAUGCAUGGAUUUUUAUUUCAUACUAAUGUUUUUAACUUGUGUGGAUUUCAUUUUUAGACAUUGGAUAUAGCAUUAUGAAAUGUACACAGACCUCAUUUUUUUUAAUGUAUUCUCUUGUAUCCUCCAUGUUCGUAAAACUGCAUAUAUUUUAAUGAACAUUUUAUCGACGGUAAGAUUGUGUAGUAAUAAUUACAUGAUGUACUGAAAUAUGAGCUGCUUAAAUACCACCAGUUUGUCAAAAAUUUGAGAUGACAAUAAAAAAAGGUAAAAA